AUGUACGCCUACUCCGCUAACAGCACCACCACGCUCCCGGGCACCGACUGCCGCGUAUGCCGCAUCAACGGCGACCUAAUCUGCCAUCUCUGGGGCGGGCCGUCAUUAUACGGUCCGCUCUGCGAGUCGAAGACGUGUCCGCAGGGCAAGAGCUGGCUGGACGGACCGCAAGGCUGCGAAGGGUGCUAUUGCGAUUGGGGGAUUAAGCAGCAUGAGCGGAUGCCAUGUCCUACCCCUGCUGGGGAUUGUAAAUGUGAGUACGUUGCGUAUAAGGGGGAUGAGAUAGUGAAGAAGAGCCUGCCCAGCGAGAGGUGUACGGUGUGUCCUUCCGCGGGGGCUGGAGACCCGUACUUGUGCACCGAGACGGGGAAUAUGAAGAAUUCGUACGGGCCGCUGUGCAUGGGGAGUGAGAUAGGGCCGGAGUGUAGGGGAAAGGACUGUGUUUGUAAUUGGAUGGCGACGACGGAGGGGCCGGCGUGGAAGAACGAAACAGCGUAG
This is a messenger RNA of Trematosphaeria pertusa, 498 nucleotides long. RefSeq lists its product as uncharacterized. The transcript is spliced from 2 exons. Lineage: Eukaryota; Fungi; Ascomycota; Dothideomycetes; Pleosporales; Trematosphaeriaceae. The record is from RefSeq and is a predicted model, not a curated record. The coding region runs from base 1 to 498 and encodes 165 amino acids.